AGAGCGUGAACGGCGGCGAGGGCAUCAUGUCAAUUCCCGGCGCAGAAGACAGCAUCGACCCGUCGACCUUCGAGCAGAUCCUCGAGAUGGACGAGGACGAGGUCGAGCGCGAGUUCUCCAAGAGCAUCGUCUACGACUUCUUCACCCAGGCCGAGGGCACCUUCACCAAGAUGGACACCAACCUCGACAAGAAGGACCUCAAGACGCUUAGCGAGCUCGGCCACUUCCUCAAGGGCUCGUCUGCGACGCUCGGCCUGACCAAGGUCAAGGACUCGUGCGAGAAGAUCCAGCACUACGGCCAGUUGAAGGACGAGACAGGUACAAAAGACAUCAAGGAGGAGGAGGCCCUGAAGAAGCUGGAGACGAUCAUUAAGCAGACCAAGGACGAGUUCCACGAGGUCGAGAAGGUGCUCAAGGAGUUCUACAACGACGACGAAUGAGCGCCACCCCUGCUCUCGACGUGCCCCUCUCGACGUGAGGCACGCCAGGCGCACGGCUGGAUAUGAACAGCAAGGCAGCAAUGGCAUCCCGUCGCUGCUCGCCCGCACCCGCCAUGACAUGCAGUACCUGCAUCGAGACCGCUCGGGAUCGGUCGUUUCGUGCCCGUGUCGUCAUCAGGGUCUGCUCGUCUCCAUAGCCAACCUCUGAAUUCUGCUUUACGACUCGGUACUUUGGAUACCAUAGACUUAUAGCGUUUUGAAAAGCAUUCAACUAUCUUCUAUCUCGCUUCUCUGUCCCAAUACCAUGGCAUGC
Molecule: messenger RNA, 753 nt
Organism: Macroventuria anomochaeta
Lineage: Eukaryota; Fungi; Ascomycota; Dothideomycetes; Pleosporales; Didymellaceae
Product: histidine containing phosphotransmitter protein
Exons: 2
Coding region: 27-440 (137 amino acids)
Biological process (GO): phosphorylation; phosphorelay signal transduction system
Cellular component (GO): nucleus; cytoplasm
Molecular function (GO): histidine phosphotransfer kinase activity; protein histidine kinase binding
Source: RefSeq, a predicted model, not a curated record